AUGGAUGUAUAUCUAAGGCCAGAAUCGUCACUAACAACCACGCAGUUGAUAUGGUCAGGGCAUGCUCCUCGAGGGGCAAUGAGACCAGGUCUGCAAUCAUGUCUCGAGCAGCUUGAUCGAGUCCAUGAUAAGAUAGACCGUGUCUGCAAUGAAUUUCUGGAAAUCCGGACCCGCAUCACAGAACUCCUUGUCACCUGCCAAUCAGACGUCAUUAUGGGGGAUGACAGCACAUUGGAUAGCAACGUCGACUUCCAGGCAAUCAUUAAAGACGGGCCUCAGACCAUCCUGCCACUUGCGCUAGAUGAACCGGAUGCCGUUUCACCGUCGGUGAAUCCGCCAGAGCUCUCCAUCUUGGCAGAGUCGCCAGCAUUCUUUGGCCAGCUUUCGGACCUAGAGCCUGAGUACGGCGCUCUAGGGUAUACUAGUACCCUAGCAGAGGGCGCUCCCGUUGGUGAACUCCCCCAAGACAUGAUGCACAGUGGUACCUCUGGUAUCGUCAACUAUGGGUUGGGUGUAUAUGAGUUCCUACCGCAGCAUAGCACGUACUCAGCUGAUGGAAAGAUGUCGUCCGAGUCUUCGGUCAGACGCGACCCACAACCACCUCCUCCUAUUGCGCAGGCCGGCCUAGAUAAAGUCAAGUGCACUUGGCACGGAUGCUCAAGAACUCUCAAGAAGAAUUGCAUGACUCGUCAUGUAAACGAGAUGCAUCUGCGGAAGGUCAAGGCUGUUUGUGAUUCCUGUGGACGGAGGUUCGCGCGCCCACAUAUGCUGAAGGUCCAUACCUGUCGUAGAAAGUCCUAAAUUGUUUCCCAUACAUAUCAGAAUAUUCAGCCCUUGGAUUUUGAUAAAAACUUCCGCGACGCACAUGGCCACGUGGACCAUCAUUACAAAUCUGAAGAUCCAAGGCACGUCGCGAUGAUGUUUCUCAAGGACUAUCUAUUGGACGCCGGCUUGACGUCGAUAAC
Messenger RNA from Suillus bovinus, 965 nucleotides. RefSeq lists its product as uncharacterized. The coding region runs from base 1 to 801 and encodes 266 amino acids. The transcript is spliced from 2 exons. Lineage: Eukaryota; Fungi; Basidiomycota; Agaricomycetes; Boletales; Suillaceae. The record is from RefSeq and is a predicted model, not a curated record.